GGACUUUCCGAUGGUUUCGUUUUGCUUCCUUACCCAGAUGACACCCUUUUGCUCUGGGUUGGCGGACGAAUUGUCAUCUUGUGCAAUACUACACAGGUGCUGCUGACAUUGAUGCAGUAAAACAGGAGAUCCUUUGUUCGUACCAGGAUACCGGUUUUGUUUUUCUUGGUGGUUUUAUAACAUUCUGUCAUGGAAGCCUAGGCUCCCACAGUGGGGAUGCCCCUUUGUGGGGAGAGGUUUGACAUUGCUUAUCCCUUGUCCCGUGUGUGUGUGUGUGUGUCUGUGUGUGUGUGUGUGCGCGCGCGCGCACGCGCAUGCAUCUGGUUGAGGCGUUCAAUUGAUUAAUAAUGUCUAAGUACAUAUCGUUCAUGUUUGUUUGGCUCAGGGAUGUGGUAGCCAUCAUGGUUGACUUGUACACUGAUCCUGGAUGACCAUGUUUGAUGUUAGGACUCUUGAUUUGGGUAUCCAUCAUUAUUGCCUUAGUCAAUAUUCCUGUUAGCGUUUUCACUCUGCUUUGUCAUUGAAAACUUUUUUUUUGGAAUCACUGAAAGUAGAACGGCAAAUUUUCAGUAUUAGAGGUCGUUUAGAGUAGUUAAUUGGUUUCUACUCUGAAAUAUAUUUAGACCUCUCAGCUGAGUUAUAAUGCAUUCAGAGGUGGCAAGAAUAUGCACAGGGAAACAUCUGCAUGGGCAAAAAAAAGAUAAAAUGACAGCAUGUCCUUGAUUUUAUCCACCCCUUUUGAGUUCAUGUGUUACUUUUGCUUUUAUUUCCUCUGUAAUUUUAAGUUGCGUUGUCAUAGUGUUUGGAAAGAUAAUGUGAGCAACGCUUAGACACUUGGCUUUCAGAUUCAUUUACUCAUUUAGGUCAAUAACUUGGAUGGAUGGGGACUUAUUUCUUUCAUUUAUUUCUUUCAUUUUUAAAUUUCCUCAUUUGUGUGUUUGUGGGUGUGUGCGUGUGUGUGUGUGCUGAUGUAUGUAACCCUGAAUCGUCAAAUCUCUCCCCUCACAGAGGGCAUCUCUUUUUCCUUCAACCUAUACCUUUUUGAAACAAAAAAUGGAGACUCUUGUUCAACUCAAAAACAACCAGUUUCUGAUGGGCCUGUGUCGCAAUGGCCCUCCACCGGAUCUGCAGUACGACAACUCCUCAGAGCUUUUUCGCAUUUCCACCUUCGCUCGCUUCCCAGCCUCGGGAGUCACCGAGCGGAGCCUGGCGAGGGCAGGAUGGUUCUACACCGGCGUGGGCGAUCGAGUGCAGUGUUUCAGGUGUAACGUGACGGCGGAGGGCUGGCAAGCUGGGGAUUGCCCCACAGAGAAACACAGACAGCUCUCUCCGUCAUGCUCCUUCAUCCAGAGCCUCCCGUCUUCUGCCAACCUGGUCUCCUCCUCUCACUCCGCCUUCUCCCCGCUUCGCAGCGCCCCUGUUAUCCCGCUUUCAGGUCCAGGCCCGGCUCCAGUCCCCGGCCCUAACCCUCCUGCAGUUAGCCAAGGGGACGAGGCAGUGGGCUAUCUGAACAUAGGAUUCUCUGCUCCACCACCGUCCAGCCCGCUCAGUUCACGUGGUGUUGAAGACAUGUCUCACCAGAGACCGCCGACAUGCCACAACCCCAGCAUGCGGCGUGAACAAGACCGCCUGGAGUCCUUCCACUCCUGGACUCUAACGAUCAUCACCCCUGCUGAGCUAGCCAAGGCCGGCUUCUACUUCCUGGGCCAGGGGGACCGAGUGGCAUGCUUCAGCUGCGGAGGACAGCUUAGUAACUGGGAGCCAGGUGACCGAGCUGUGUCAGAGCACCAGAGGCAUUAUCCAAAUUGCCGAUUCGUCCGAGGGGACAGAGCGGACAACGUCUCCUUGGCCGGAGGUGCCGGUGCCGGUUCUGUGUUGGGGUCAGCUGCUGCCACAGGGGGCUCUCAGCUGUCAGGGGCUGCACCAGCCCUCAGUAACGUGUCCAAUCCAGCCAUGCAGCAAAGUGAAGAGAGGCUGCUCACCUUUGUCCACUGGCCUUCACGUAUUCCUGUCCGUCCUGAACAGCUUGCCAAAGCAGGCUUCUACUAUGUAGGUCGUAAUGAUGACGUGAAGUGCUUCUGCUGUGACGGAGGUUUGCGGUGCUGGGAGUCUGGAGAUGAUCCUUGGGUGGAACAUGCUAAAUGGUUUCCAAGGUGUGAAUACUUGCUUCAGGAGAAGGGACAGGACUUUGUCCAGCAGAUCCAGGCUCGCUUUCCACGGCUGUUUGAGCAGCUUUUAACAAAUGGAGACAGCAGCUCGAGGGAAUUUGUGGACCCACCAGUUGUCCAUCUAGGCCCUGGAGAGGACCGCUCCGAGGACGCAGUGAUGAUGAACACCCCAGUCAUUAAGUCAGCUUUGGAAAUGGGCUUCGAGCGCAGUUUGGUCAAGCAGACGGUCCAGAGCAAAAUCCUGACCAGUGGAGAGAACUAUAAGACGGUCCAGGAGCUGGUUUCAGACCUGCUGAGCGCUGAGGACCAGAAGAGGGAAGAGGAACGAGAGAUGCUGGCAGAGGCGAUGGCGUCUGAUGGUUUUACUUUUCUGAAAAGACAUCGGGUAGCACUGAUUCAGCGUCUGAAGAGCGUUGAGUCGGUGAUGGACCACUUGAGAGAACAAAACGUGAUAAAUGCUGAGGAGUACUCGGAGCUGCAGGCGCAGACGUCCACCCAGUUGCAAACGGCCAGGCUCAUAGACCUGGUCCUCAACAAGGGCAACGCCGCAGCAGAGCUCUUCAGGAACUGGAUCCAGAAAAAUGACGUUUUCCUGCUCAGAGAUCUAAUGGCACAGGGAAAUGAAGCUGUAUCACCAAGUCAAGAUCUAUCAGAUCUGCCCAUGGAGGAGCAGCUGCGUCGCCUGCAGGAGGAGCGCACCUGUAAGGUGUGUAUGGACAAAGAAGUCAACAUUGUCUUCAUCCCGUGUGGACACUUGGUGGUGUGUAAAGAGUGCGCCCCCUCCCUGCGAAAGUGCCCCAUCUGCAGGGGCCUAGUCAAGGGCACAGUCCGAACCUUCCUCUCUUAAGACUGAGGCCGAGCCGGAGAACCAGAGCCACAUUGCCGCAAUGUCAGAUAGUAGGCAUUUAGUAUUGUUGAAUUUAAUAAAUGUGGCAAAUGACAAGGAGGUUAAUGAGUGCUAAUGAAUGUGAGAAGGAGGAAAGUUGCGUUGCUAUUCUUCUGGUUCUUAUAUGUUAAUUCUCUUUGUCCUUACUGAACCUUAGAAAUGCUUGAGCCGGUAUGAAGUGACUUAACACUCGUCUGAGUGGGGCAGAUAAGCUUGUAUAUGGAAGGUAUUGUGCAUUUUAUGACUAAAGCAUGAAACUUUCUCCAGUGUUUCUAUACACCAUGAAGUUUGUUUUCAGACAUGGAAACACUUCAGAAUUGACCUCUGGAACUCGUCAGAGGGUGAACACAUUUCGGGCUGUCAAUUUUUUGUUUUUUUUUUCUUCACAUUUUUCACAGGCAUAAAGGCAGUAUAGAUCAGACAACAAAAAGGAGAGUUCUGGAGCACACUGAUUAUCUUAAAAUUGCUUUAAUAGGUGAAGGCAGACUGACAUUUCAACAGCAGUAUAGGCUAUAUCAAUUGUGUUUUAUUUUCCAAACAUGAACAAAUAGGGGUAACACCCACCACACACAAAAACUCAAAAAAGUGGACUUCACACAAUUUGUGUUAAAUUUGACUAAACAGUUGUCAUGUCAGCAUCUUUUAACCCACCCUACGAUGACAUUAUUAGUUCAGUAUGGUCAUGUGUGUCCUUUCUAAGCCCAACAGUCUCCUGAGCAUAAGCAAAGGGCAGUACACUUGAGGGCAGCCUUUUUGCACUUGCAGCGCAUAGUACACCUUUCUUGCAGCCACAAUGGAUAAGUUCAUAGCAGCUCUGUGAGGCUUCUGGAAGGGUGGUCCACAGGGGCUGCCAUCCCAUUGCUUCCUUCACCCAGCCCCAAUCAGAAGGGCUUGGCAGCUGAGGGUCAGUUACUAAAGCUUUGCACAAGACAUUGGCCUGAUAGGUGGCCCACUUAAUGUGUUGCUCUAGUGCAGCCUUUGUGGGUGGCAUGUUCUCCAGAGCUUUGGAUUUCUGAGUGAAGAGCUGUUUUCUAGCUUCAUUCACCUCUGUGAUUUUCCUUGUCCUGUCGUACAUCAGCACCACAAAGCACUCCAACAGUGACUUGGACAGCUCACUCACAUCACCUUGCAUCUGCAUGAGCUCACUGAAAGCCUCAGUCACUUCAGGGAAAGCCUUCCAAGUCUCCCAUGCAGUUUUCUUUCCUCUUCCAGGAAAUGCUGAGACUGAACCCCAAUAUAUCUGAAGCUGGUGCCUCUACCAAAAGCAAUCCACGUUUCCUCUGGCUUGAUCUUCCUAAACAUGGCCACGGCCAGGACAACAACAUCAGUGUCUACAGUACGAAUAGUCACCUUCUUGCAACCCUUCUGAACAGCAUCUGACACAUGCAGAAGCAAGCGUGUGUCUGCUUCCUCGUGAGAACAUGGAGUGAGAUUCGUCAAGUCCCACUGGGCAGGAGAGCAGAGCACCAUUUUGCCAUGAGUUGUGUAAACUUCUUUUCCAUCAUCUACGGGGAUGCAAGUGACUUGCUGGGGGAGGAAUCCAAACAAUUCUGUUUUGUUCUCAUCAACACGCAGAAAGUCUUUCCAGUGCUUUGGCAGUGCAGUGGUUGGCAUCACCCGUCUCCUGAUUUCCUUCCCUCUCUUCUGUCGGGUGGUUCCUUUCAGACUGUCUGGGAUGUAGACAUCCCAGAUAAUAUCAAGACACCUUGUUUUCUAAAGCUGGGAU
Lampris incognitus (smalleye Pacific opah) is the source of this 4780-nucleotide messenger RNA. It is a transcript of the gene birc2, whose product is annotated as baculoviral IAP repeat containing 2. Gene Ontology annotation, molecular function: ubiquitin protein ligase activity; cysteine-type endopeptidase inhibitor activity involved in apoptotic process. NCBI's taxonomy places the organism in Eukaryota, Metazoa, Chordata, Actinopteri, Lampriformes, Lampridae. The transcript has 13 exons. The coding region runs from base 1054 to 3015 and encodes 653 amino acids. Gene Ontology annotation, biological process: negative regulation of apoptotic process; regulation of cell cycle; positive regulation of protein ubiquitination. Gene Ontology annotation, cellular component: nucleus; cytoplasm. The record is from RefSeq and is a predicted model, not a curated record.